AUGUCUAAAAUCUACAUUGGUAACCUGCCCUGGAGCACUGGUGACAAGCAGCUUGAGGAGGCCUUCAUCGAGCACGGCCAAAUCACUGACCACAUUGUCAUGACUGACCGUGAGACCGGCCGCUCCCGUGGCUUUGGCUUCGUCACCUACUCUACCCCCGAGGAGGCCGAGACUGCUGUUGCCGCCAAGACCGACUUCGAACUCGACGGCCGCCGCAUCACCGUCAACAUGGCCAACCCCCGCCCCCAGCAGCGCGGCUGGUAA
Messenger RNA from Penicillium brevicompactum, 264 nucleotides. RefSeq names its product RNA recognition motif domain-containing protein. Bases 1 to 264 code for a protein of 87 amino acids. The record is from RefSeq and is a predicted model, not a curated record. Gene Ontology annotation, molecular function: mRNA binding. The transcript has 4 exons. Lineage: Eukaryota; Fungi; Ascomycota; Eurotiomycetes; Eurotiales; Aspergillaceae.